CCUGGCCCUCCUCCUUUCAAGAAUACACUACCCCACAUCAGUAGUUAUAGUAUUCUUGGACGCAUAAAAUUCCACUCCAUUCUCUUGACUGACCUCCAUGAUAAACUAGGGGAUCCUAGUUUAGGUCAAGAUGAAAUUACGAAUGUCUUCUCUAUUAAUCCACUAUCUAUGAAUGAUGUGAUUAGUAACAAUAUUAAUACUGCAUUCUUUGGGAUCCAGAAAACCUAUCCGGAACAAAUAAGACGUUUCUGGGAACUCACCAGCCUUAAGCAAUAUUUACAGCAAAAAUUGGUUCCCAAGGUGUUGCGUCCAGACAUUUUACUACCAGAUAAAAUCCAGACCGAGGAACAGCUCAGUGAAUGGAACACUAUUUUACUGAACUGUACCUUUCGGUUAAUGGAUUUUCUG
Messenger RNA from Pelobates cultripes (western spadefoot toad), 408 nucleotides. The record is from the annotation of a GenBank genome assembly. Lineage: Eukaryota; Metazoa; Chordata; Amphibia; Anura; Pelobatidae.